Messenger RNA from Brenthis ino (lesser marbled fritillary), 996 nucleotides. Lineage: Eukaryota; Metazoa; Arthropoda; Insecta; Lepidoptera; Nymphalidae. The record is from the annotation of a GenBank genome assembly.
AUGCUGCGAGGAUUCGCUUUCACGCUGCUCGUCACUCUCGGCGUCUCUUGUAUGAAGAUGAGGGAGACGGUUGAGCGCACCGUCAUGGUCCGGACCACAGGCUCCGAUCUCCAACCCGCCGCCACUGGCUUUAUCUACAAGAAGCAAAACGAUGGAGAGGAAAGUGUUAUUGAAAUGGGCGAGAGCGAAGUUAUGGAACAGCUGUCCAAAUUGUACACGGAACCUCAAUCUUACGUCGCGCCUAUCCCUAUUAAAAAAGCAUUUGAAAAUAAAAAUGGUGAAAAUAAAGAAAAGUCGAAAGAUGACGAACGCAUUAUUCCUGUGAAAGAAAAGGCAGAAGAUGAUCAUGUUGGUCAUGUAGACGGCAUAGCAGAUGAUGAUUAUAAGAAGAUUUUCGACGAAUAUAGUGCUCACUAUGGUGACAAUACAAGCUAUGAAGAUUAUUUGCGCAGUCUGGGACAUUUUGAGGAUGGAUAUAAAGGAGGCAGCAAACAAGACGACGAAGGAUAUAAGGACAAAAACUACUACAAAAAUGGUGGAACCGGGGACUAUCAUAACGAAAAAUAUGAAAGUUACUCCUUUUCAGGAAAUGGGUCUCAUGAAGAUAGCGACGGUGACGCCGACAGACAUCACUAUGACAACAGGAAGAUCCACAAAGGUCACAACGAUGCUAACAGUAAAGAAAAAUCUGACGGAUACCGCAAAGUUUUCAAUAAGGACCAGAAGUACAAGGACUAUGGGCCAUAUGGUAACGACGGUAAAACGUUCCAAAAUUACGGAAGUGUACACCAUGGACUUGGAUAUGGAAAAGACGAUUCCCAUGAGUCAGGGCACCACGCAGGUAUCCUCGUCAAACAGGACGAAGAUGACAAAGCCAGCGGUGAACAUGAACACAACCAAUCUGCCGAAGAUGAAUCUUCCCAAGAAAAACAUGGAGAUUUCGGAUCUGAAAGCCGACAGAUUACAGACCACGGCUAUGGCUUCAAAAUUAAGCAC